Molecule: messenger RNA, 670 nt
Organism: Pristis pectinata (smalltooth sawfish)
Lineage: Eukaryota; Metazoa; Chordata; Chondrichthyes; Rhinopristiformes; Pristidae
Gene: atp5f1d
Product: ATP synthase F1 subunit delta
Exons: 5
Coding region: 52-555 (167 amino acids)
Biological process (GO): proton motive force-driven ATP synthesis
Molecular function (GO): proton-transporting ATP synthase activity, rotational mechanism
Source: RefSeq, a predicted model, not a curated record
GGGCAGGCUGGGUGUUGGCUUGUCCUUGCCCGAGUUGCCGGACGCGGCGACAUGUUCCCCGCCAGGAUCUGCUCGCUGCUCCGUCCCGCCGUGGUGGCCCGGGUCCGGCCGGCGCUCGCCAGGGGCUAUGCCGAGGCGGCGCCGGCUUCCGCUGUCAAGAUGUCCUUUACCUUCGCCUCUCCGACCGAGGUGUUUUACAAUGAAGCCAGUGUUAAACAAGUAGAUGUUCCAACGCUGACUGGAAGCUUUGGUAUUCUACCAGCUCAUGUACCCACGCUGCAGGUGCUAAAACCUGGAGUUGUCACUGUUUUCGAUGAAGAGGGUGUUCAGACCAAGUAUUUUGUGAGCAGUGGUUCUGUGACAGUGAAUGCAGACUCCUCAGUUCAGCUUUUAGCUGAAGAGGCAGCAGCCUUGGAGAACUUGGAUGUCACUGCUGCAAAGGCCAACCUGGAAAAGGCUAACGCUGAACUUUCAUCUGCCACUGAUGCGGUAGAACGAGCGGAAGCCUUAAUUAGUAUAGAAACCAAUGAAGCAAUCAUAAAAGCACUGGAAUAGCUUGACUUUUGGGAUGAAGAAAAUGUCAUGAAACUGCUCGACCAUUUGGGAAGAAGACCAACACUUUGUACAGUAAAAUGGCUUGAAUUUAUCUGAAUAAAUAUAUAAAAACUUA